Molecule: messenger RNA, 2746 nt
Organism: Aphidius gifuensis
Lineage: Eukaryota; Metazoa; Arthropoda; Insecta; Hymenoptera; Braconidae
Product: nucleolar protein 14 homolog
Exons: 3
Coding region: 102-2639 (845 amino acids)
Biological process (GO): maturation of SSU-rRNA
Cellular component (GO): Noc4p-Nop14p complex; nucleolus; small-subunit processome
Source: RefSeq, a predicted model, not a curated record
ACAUGUGCCUUGUGUGUGGUGUUUUAAUUUUGUUAAAGUAAUAAAUUCACGUGGUAUUUAAUAUUUAAAAAAAUAACAUUGCUUAUAACAGAUAAUUAACAAUGGGACCAACGAAAAGUAAAAGAAAACCAUUUGAAAAUAUAAAGAAAAAAAUAAAUCCAUUCGAAAUUCAUAUUAAUAGAGAUAAACAAAAUGUACUUGGUCGACAAUCAAAAGCAGACAGAGGUUUACCAGGUGUUGCAAGAUCAAAGGCACUUAAUAAACGUAAAAAAACAUUACUUCAAGAAUAUAAUUCAAAAGACAAAGAUAAUGUAUUUAAAGAUCGUAGAAUUGGUGAAAAAGAUUUCACAAUGUCAUUUGAAGAAAAAGCACAAGCUCGUUAUUCUGCUGAAUUAAUGAAAGCUCAUAAAAAAAAAAAUAUUUAUAAUCUUGGUGAAGAGGUAACAUUAACUCAUCGAGGUAAUACACUUGAAGAAAUUGAAAGAUUUGAAAAUCCAAAUAGUGAUGAUGAAGAUUAUGAUGAUGAUCGUGGACAAUUGAGUAAAAAAUUUGUAAGUGAAGCUCAUUUUGGUGGUGGUAUAUUUACUAAAGCUGAUGGUAAUAGAGAUGUACUUGCUGAAUUAAUACUUGAAUCAAAAAAAAAAAAAGCUGAACAACAAAAAACACGUGAAGAUAAUAUUAAAAAAACAGAAGAACUUGAUUCAACAUGGAAAGAUUUACAAGCACUUGUUGUUGGUUCAUCUAAAAUUAUAACAGAGACUGAAGAAAAACCAAAAGCUGAUGAUUAUGAUAUUGCUGUUAAUACAUUAAAAUAUGAAAGUCGUGCUCAAGCAACUGAUCGUUUGAAAACAGAUGAAGAAAUACAAAAAGAAGAAAAUGAAAAAUUAAAAAAAUUUGAAUUAGAUAGAUUAGCUAGAAUGAAAGAUCCUUUAAAUGAUGCUGAUAGUAAAAGUAAUCAUAAAUCAGCUGAUCAUUUAGAUGAUGGUUUUCAUAUUGAAGAUAUUGAAGAAGAACAAGAAGAUGAAAUAUUGGCUUAUGAUGAUGAUGGUGUUAUGGUGGGAAUUAAAAAAAAAGUUGAAAAUGUUGAAAAAAAUUUACAAUCUGAUGAUGAAGAUGAUGAUGAUAAUGAUGAUGAUGAAGAAGAAGAAGUUGACGAUGAAGAAAAAGAAGAAAAAGAUGAUCAUGACGAUGAAGAAGAAGAAGAAGAAGAUGAUGAUGAUGAUGACGACGAUGAUGAAGAUGAUGAUGAUGCAGAAAAUAAUUUAUCAGAUUUAAAAGAAUCUGAUUCAUCAAGUGAUGAAGAUGAAGAUGAGGAAGAAGAUGAAAAUGCAUUUAAACCAUUAACACAAAAAUUUCCAAAAGAAAAGAAAUCUAAAAAACCAAUUGAAGAAGAAGCAGAAGAAGAAGAAGCAGAAGAAGAAGAAGAAGAGGAAGAAGAAAAAACAGUUGAGGUAAAACCAAGUGUUCAACUAACCAAUACAUUUGAAUAUCAUGUUAGAGAUGUUAUAAAAACAACUAAUGCCAAAACAACAGAUGACAUUGUUAAAGUAUUUCAAACACUUGAUAAAAUAUGUCCACAAUUAUAUGAUCUUGCUCAAAAAAAUCCACAAUCAACUUGGACAACAAUACAAGAAAUAAUGAAAGAAAAACAUGAUAAAUUUGAAAAAAAUCAAAGAAAAUAUCCAACUUUAGAUACAUUAAUAUUAUUCAAAAUAAUAUCAUUGUUAUUUCCAACAUCUGAUUUUAGACAUCCUGUUGUAACACCAUGUAUUGUUUUUAUGUCACAAAUACUAUUGAGAUCAAAAGUUAAAUCAAAAUUGGACAUUGCUAAAGGUUUAUUUAUUGCAACAUUGAUGCUUGAAUUUACUGUUUUAAGUAAAAGAUUUUCACCAGCAGUUAUUAAUUUUUUAACUGGAAUAAUUUAUUUAUCAACUGUUAAAAAAGAAUCAAAGAAUCUUCGUAAAACUUUUUCACCAUUUAAAAGUGAUAAUGAUUUUUUAAAUUCACUUGUUCUUGCUGAAUCACAAGUUACACUUAAAAUACAACCAGCAGAACCACACAUGAGAGCAAAUGAUUUAAUCAGAGGUGAUAUUGAUAAUGAUUUUAAAUUACGAGCAUUUUUAACAGCAAUUAAUUUAUUAAAUGAAUUUAAAAAUAAUUUUGAUGAAAUUGAUGCUGUUCAUGAAAUCUUUGAGCCAGCUAUUAAUUUAAUGAAAAUGAAUAAUUAUAAAAAUUAUCCAAAAAAUAUAAGACAGUAUAUUAAAAAAUCUAUCAAUGAAUUUGCUGAAUUGAAAAAUAAAAAAUUAAAUUAUUUAGUUAAAAAUAAAAAUAAACCAAAAGCAUUAAAACUUUACGAGCCAAAAAUAGAGACAGUAUAUGAUGGAAAGAGAUACAGACCAAUGUCUAAAGAAAAAGCUGAACAUGAAAAAUUAGUGCACAAAGUUAAGAGAGAAAUGAAAGGUGCAAUACGUGAAGUACGUAGAGAUGCAGCAUUUAUUGCUAAAGUACAAAUACAAGGACAAAUUAAAAGCGAUAUUAUACGUAAACGUAAAGUUAAAGAAAUUUAUGGUGAAGGUGCUGCACAACAAGGUGAACUUAAUCAAUUAAAAAGAAAAGCUAAUUCCAAUAAAGCUGACUAAUUUAAUAUUAAACAUUUAUUAACAACAAAAAAAAAAAAAAAAAAAAAAUGUAUAAAAUUAAAAAAUUUUUAUAAAUAAAAUUGUUUCAGUAUGUUUUUUAAUUUAAA